Molecule: messenger RNA, 2884 nt
Organism: Mesoplodon densirostris (Blainville's beaked whale)
Lineage: Eukaryota; Metazoa; Chordata; Mammalia; Artiodactyla; Ziphiidae
Product: protocadherin beta-5
Exons: 1
Coding region: 225-2615 (796 amino acids)
Biological process (GO): homophilic cell-cell adhesion
Cellular component (GO): plasma membrane
Molecular function (GO): calcium ion binding
Source: RefSeq, a predicted model, not a curated record
UGUGGAUACCCAGGAAGCCAUUAAGCUGGGAAUCAGAACUCUGAAUGCUUUCUAAAAGAAGGAAGCAUUUUACAUAAGAUCUAAAGGCAGAGAUCUCCAGAGAAGGGCAUCGUUCUACUGCAGGUCAGUCAGAAAGAUCUAAUUCGAGUUUAUUUAACCAAAUCAUCUGGGUUGGUUGCAUACGGAGUUGAAGAAACUGCAAGUUCUUGAACCGGAUCUCAACAAUGGAGACUGCACCAGCAAAAACGCUACAGAAAAGGCAAGUUAUCUUUCUUGCUAUAUUGUUGCUUUUGUGGGAGUCUGGCUCUGAAGCAGUUAGGUAUUCCAUGCCAGAAGAAACAGAAAGUGGGUCUUUUGUGGCCACCCUGGCAAAAGACCUGGGGCUCAGGGUGGGGGAACUGGCCACUCGGGGCGCGCGAAUCCAUUACAAAGGAAAUAAACAGCUCUUGCAGCUGGAUGUAACGACCGGGAAUUUGCUUCUAUAUGAAAAACUAGACCGGGAGGUGCUGUGUGGGGCGACAGAUCCCUGCAUACUGCAUUUCCAACUAUUACUGGAAAACCCGGUGCAAUUUUUUCAAGCUGAUCUGCAGCUCACAGAUAUAAAUGACCAUUCCCCAGAGUUCCUCGAGAGGGAAAUGCUCCUAAAAAUCCCAGAAAACGUCCAGACAGGGACUGUGUUUCCUUUGAAAAUAGCUCAGGACUUUGACAUAGGUAGCAACACUAUUCAGAAUUACACAAUCAGCCCCAACUCCCAUUUUCAUGUUGUCACUCAUAAUCGCGGAGAUGGCAGAAAAUACCCAGAGCUGGUGCUGGACAAACCGCUGGAUCGGGAGGAAGGGCCUGAGCUCAGUUUAACCCUCACGGCGCUGGAUAGUGGGGCUCCGCCCAGGUCCGGGACCACUGCAGUCCGCAUUGAAGUCGUGGACAUCAAUGACAACGCCCCUGAGUUUUUACAGUCGGUCUAUGAGGUACAGAUUCCGGAGAACAGCCCCCUAAACUCCUUUGUUGUCGCUGUCUCCGCCCGAGAUUUAGAUGCAGGAACGAAUGGGAAUGUAGCCUACGCUCUAUUCCAAGGUGAUGAAGUUACUCAACCAUUUGUAAUAGACGAAAUAACAGGAGAAAUUCUUCUGAAAAGGGCAUUAGAUUUCGAGGCAACUCGAUAUUAUAACGUGGAGAUUGCAGCCACAGAUGGCGGGGGCCUUUCAGGAAAAUGCACUGUAGUUAUAGAGGUGGUGGAUGUGAACGACAAUGUCCCUGAACUGACCAUGUCGACGCUCACCAGCUCUACCCCAGAAAACUCUCCAGAGACUGUGGUGGCCGUUUUCAGUGUUUCUGAUCCAGAUUCCGGGGACAACGGUAGGAUGGUUUGCUCCAUCCAGAAUGAUCUCCCCUUUCUUUUGAAACCCACAUUCAAAAACUUUUACACCCUAGUGACCGAGAGGCCACUGGACAGAGAGAGCAGAGCGGAAUACAACGUCACCAUCACCGUCACAGAUAUGGGGACACCGAGACUGCAAACCGAGCACAACAUAACCGUGCUGGUGGCCGACGUCAACGACAACGCCCCCGCCUUCACCCAGACCUCCUACACCCUGUCCGUCCGCGAGAACAACAGCCCCGCCCUGCACAUCGGCACCGUCCGCGCCACAGACAGAGACGCGGGCGCCAACGCCCAGGUCACCUACUCGCUGCUGCCGCCCCUCGACCCGCACGUGCCCCUGGCCUCCUUGGUGUCCAUCAACCCGGACAACGGCCACCUGUUCGCCCUGAGGUCCCUGGACUACGAGGCCCUGCGGGCGUUCGAGUUCCGCGUGGGCGCCGCCGACCGCGGCUCGCCCGCGCUCAGCAGCCAGGCGCUGGUGCGCGUGCUCGUGGCGGACGACAACGACAACGCGCCCUUCGUGCUGUACCCGCUGCAGAACGCCUCGGCGCCCUGCACCGAGCUGGUGCCCAGGGCGGCCGAGGCGGGCUACCUGGUGACCAAGGUGGUGGCGGUGGACGGCGACUCGGGCCAGAACGCCUGGCUGUCGUACCAGCUGCUCAAGGCCACGGAGCCCGGGCUCUUCGGCGUGUGGGCGCACAACGGCGAGGUGCGCACGGCCCGGCUGCUGAGCGAGCGCGACGCGGCCAAGCACAGGCUGGUGGUGCUGGUCAAGGACAACGGCGAGCCGCCGCUCUCGGCCAGCGUCACGCUGCACCUGCUGCUGGUGGACGGCUUCUCGCAGCCCUACCUGCCGGCCCCGGAAGCGGAAGCGGCGGACGCGGCCCCGGCCGCCCCGCUCACCGUCUACCUGGUGGUCGCCUUGGCGUCGGUGUCGUCGCUUUUCCUCUUCUCGGUGCUGGUGUUCGUCGCGGUGCGGCUGUGCAGGAGGGGCGGGGCGGCCUCGGUGGGUCGCUGCUCGGUGCCCGAGGGCCACUUUCCGGGCCACCCGGUGGACGUCAGCGGCACGGGGACCCUGUCCCAGAGCUACCAGUAUGAGGUGUGUCUGACAGGAGGCUCCGGGUUAAAUGAGUUUAAAUUCUUGAAGCCGAUUCUCCCUAACCUCCCGACCCAGGGCGCUGGUGAAGAAAUAGAGGAAAACGCCAACUUCUGGAAUAGCUUUGGAUUCAGUUAGGGAUCUCAUCAUGAUGCAAGGUAUUUGUCAUUUAUCUCUAAUUUCCCCAGAUACCGAAUUUGAGGGCAUCAUGGAGAAAAAUUCCAUCUUCCGAUAUAGCCUUGAUUUCCUUUUUGUAAUGAAUUAGUCCAUUUAACUUUACCUUGUCCAAUUUUGGAAAACUAAAUUCUGUUGUCAUUGCAUUUAUUUAUAGUGUGCCAUUCCAAAUCCUUGCAUGCUGUUGAUUUUCCUGAAAUUUUUGCUCCUUCCGUUGGUACUUGUUGCAAUAA